GACAUAUAGCUAAGAUAAGAGAACUUUCAGUUGUUUCUGUUACUUGAGGAACCCUUUCCUUAAUUUGGAGAUGGAGUUAGCAGUGCACGCUUUGUCAUUCACCUCCUUCUCCAAGAACAGGGAGUCCAAGCUUCAAGGUCGUACUAUACCAGAUCCCGCUAGUUGUUCUUCAAUUGAUGUGAAAUUACAAGAACAAGGGAGAAAAACAUCCACAGUAUGCUAUUCUCUACCAGAGACAGCUGCCUCUGUGGCAAUUGCUGCUACAGCUGUGGGUGCUGCAAUUACCCUUCUAGUGAGAAGAAACAAAGCAUCCGAGGCAGAUGAGAUUCCACUCAAAACAUGUGAAGAUUGUGGUGGUUCUGGUAUAUGUUCUGAAUGCAGUGGUGAAGGGUUUGUUCUUAAGAAACUGUCAGAAGAGAGUGCUGAGAGAGCAAGAUUGAGUGCAAAGAACAUGGCCACUCGAUACACAGCAGGGCUUCCAAAGAAGUGGAGCUACUGUACGAAGUGCUCCUCUGCCCGAUCUUGUAGUGCUUGCGGUGGCAGUGGAAAGUUGAACUAUUAAUUUCAUGCUACAUCUCUUUGCUUCUAAUUAAUAUUGGUAAUCUAAGCUGCUUCAAUGCCUAAUUCUGAAAGAAUACAAGGAACUCACGGUCAAUGAAAUUGGAAGUGAGUUCAUUUUUUUCCCCUGUACAAUCCACCUUGCGAGUAAUGUGUGUAUCUUAGUGUCGAUUCCACCUUUCUCAUUGGGAUUUUGCACAAGUAUGAUCUGUUAUGUAUUGAACCAAUCAGUGAUCAAUAUUUUUUAUGUAGUAAUAUUUUUCCUUGCUAA
Molecule: messenger RNA, 829 nt
Organism: Populus nigra (black poplar)
Lineage: Eukaryota; Viridiplantae; Streptophyta; Magnoliopsida; Malpighiales; Salicaceae
Exons: 4
Coding region: 71-562 (163 amino acids)
Source: RefSeq, a predicted model, not a curated record